UCAAUUAUGGCUUGGAUCAAUAGCAAACUUUUCUUCACUUCUCUUAUGAUUCUUGUGGCACUUAUUGGGGUUGGAGUAGGAGGAACGGUUCACAAAGUCGGCGACUCGAGCGGAUGGACCAUGAUGGGUGUGGAUUACCAAGCUUGGGCUUCUUCAAGAACUUUUCAAGUAGGAGACUCACUGGUCUUCGAAUACAACAACGAGUUCCACGACGUCACUGAAGUCACUCCCCAUGAUUUCGAGCUAUGCUACUCGUCUAAUCCGUUAGCGAGGUACCAAACUGGAUCAGACACGGUAACUCUAACCAAACCAGGAUUUCAACACUUCAUAUUGGCUUACGUUACCACCAGCGGGGCAUGGUGGUUCAAUGCACUCAUCUUAUUUACUAACACCACUUGUGGUGGUUGUCCGCUCACUUGGACCAGUUUCUCCAUCGAAGCUUUCACAGGACUUUGGGAAUUCGGUAAGCUCUCUUUGUCCUCCGAAUCAUGA
Messenger RNA from Brassica oleracea var. oleracea, 492 nucleotides. Its product is annotated as mavicyanin-like. NCBI's taxonomy places the organism in Eukaryota, Viridiplantae, Streptophyta, Magnoliopsida, Brassicales, Brassicaceae. Gene Ontology annotation, cellular component: plasma membrane. The coding region runs from base 7 to 492 and encodes 161 amino acids. Gene Ontology annotation, molecular function: electron transfer activity. The transcript has 3 exons. The record is from RefSeq and is a predicted model, not a curated record.